UUCGUGCGAAGAAGGCAUUCUAUACACUCAGCACUCUCAGCAGUGUAUGUGCACGCCCUAAAUCGGUGGAAAGCGGAGUAAAGUUGAAGAAAACACCGGUUUUGUCGAAUAAAAAUAGAUCGAGUCGCUCGAUUUCAAUUAGAGAAUCAGACUAAUUAAAAGAGUUGCGAUUUAUAGGUUUGAAGACUCAAAGUUGUCCUGAUCCAUGUAAUGUUUCAUGUUUCCCUGUCGUGUAUCUUUACCAAAUCUCCUAAACAGUGAAAAGCUCGACAGGCUUUUAAAGAAACUAAUAUAUUAACUAAUACGGAUGUUAUAUCGAAUGUUUUAUCGAAUUUUGUGAGUUAUCUUUUGCAAAUAUGUCAGGAACGCUAAAACCCUAUUUGACAGCAGUUAGGCGUACACUCACCGCUGCUAUGUGUCUGGAGAAUUUUUCCUCUCAAAUUGUGGAAAAGCACAAUAAACCUGAAGUAGAAGUAAGAGCCAGCAAAGAACUGCUUUUAACUCCUAUCCUGAUAAGUAGAAAUGAUAAGGAGAAGGUCUUGAUCGAAUCUAGCAUAAACAGUAUGAGGAUAAGUAUCGCUGUGAAACAAGCCGAUGAUCUAGAAAAGAUUCUUUGUCAUAAUUUUACAAGAUUCAUGACAAUGAGAGCCGAACAUUUUAUGAUACUCAGAAGAAAACCAGUAGAGGGCUAUGACAUUAGCUUUUUAAUCACCAAUAUUCAUGUUGAGCAAAUGUACAAACAUAAGAUAGUAGAUUUUGUUAUUCACUUUAUGGAGGAGAUCGAUAGAGAAAUCAGUGAAAUGAAGUUAUCGGUUAAUGCCAGAGCGCGCAUAUGCGCAGAGGAAUUCUUAAAAAGAUUUUAAUCCACUUAUAUCAACUAUUAGUAAUAUAUGAAUAAUUGAAAGAAUUGAAGCACACAAUGGAUAUUUAUUGUGCAUUGAUAUUGUCCAUCGUACAACUUUGAACAAUAACUCUGACAAAAUUAGGAAAAACAUUUUUAUAAAAUAUCCAACGAAAUAUCCUUCUCCAUAUACUUGGAUCAUUCCAUGUUAAAUAAGCCAUUAAUGUUACUGAUAAAACUUGCUUCAAAUCUUGUUAUAUGGCAAUUCAGGAAUUAUUAAGUUUGAAUAGUGUUAUUUACAUAUUUAUGAUAUUGAUUUUUAAGCAUUUUUAUAAGAAAAAAUUUGGAGAAAUUUAAAACCAAAAUUAUUUGUAUAUUUGUAAGCAAAUUAUGAAGAAAAUGAUAUUUGAAUAGUUCAGGAAUAUUCGUAAGGAUCAACUAUUGUAAUUUUAAGCAAAGCCACAAGUUUGAAUUAAAUUUCUUUUCAGAUUAGACUA
Nylanderia fulva is the source of this 1338-nucleotide messenger RNA. RefSeq names its product Actin-related protein 2/3 complex, subunit 4 (gene Arpc4). Gene Ontology annotation, cellular component: Arp2/3 protein complex; actin cytoskeleton. Gene Ontology annotation, biological process: actin filament polymerization; Arp2/3 complex-mediated actin nucleation. Gene Ontology annotation, molecular function: actin filament binding. The record is from RefSeq and is a predicted model, not a curated record. Lineage: Eukaryota; Metazoa; Arthropoda; Insecta; Hymenoptera; Formicidae.